UCCUUCUACUUGCACUUUCUGCGUUCAGAUGCAGAAGGUGCUGGUCAAGUAAACAAACAAAAACUGCCGUAGCGAAAAAGGAAGCAGAUGGAAAACUCCAAGUCUACGGUGUCCACAUCAAGGUUCACGCGUUUACAGCUGGGCCAAACGGUCAGCUGUAAAACGGUUCCCGUGAUCUGGUUCGGGGCUAUUUUUGGAACAUUGUUCUGAAGGAGGGUCAACAUCAAGCCUCCGCCAGCCUCCGCCUGCGGACUCUUCGUGGUCGCGAACACGCGUGAUAUUUCCACGUGUGAAAGCGAGCUCCCGCUUUAUAUAUUUACAUACAUGACAUUACGUAUAUGACGACACGAAGCAGAUGCGUAGGGUCUCGUCGGCGAAGAGGCGUAUCGUCGCAGGUAUUUCGUUCGCCGCUUAGCGAGGAUGGCACUCGAUCCGAAGGACAUCGUGAAGCUGCUGGACAUCCUCAAAGAGGAGAACCUGGACACCAGCUUGGAGAGCCUCUGCAAUCAGCUGCAUCAAACCUUCCCUAAGGAGCAGCGCUUCAAGGUCGGAACGAUUCUUCUGCUGCACUUGCAGCAAGUCGACCUGCUGCCCAAGCACGUGCAACGUGUCGUGGCGUUGACGUUGCUGUUCGACCUGUACCGCGGCGAGCCGUUGGCUUCCACGCCUUUCGCCUCUGUAUUCGUACAGGUGCUCAAGUCGCAGGAGGACACCAACAACGGUAGCUCGAAACCAACCGGCCACACCGGUCACAUACCGUUUCUGUCGAAUUGUGAGAGGAACCUGCUCGUCAGUUUGAUGGGAUACAAUCAGAAGGACGUAAUGAAGAAGACGCCGCGCCAGAUCGUGGACGAGUUCUCGUUCGCCGCCGUGCCGUCCAUCGAUCUGACCAACUUGCAGCUGCAGCUGGCGGAACACCAGUCCGAGCUGCCGUCCGUAAGUAAAUGCGGAAAUCCUAUAAUCCUGCCCGACAUGGAUCACUCCAAAGGGACGGAAUACGACGUGGCGUCUGUGCAGAGUAUCCUGGAGAACCUAACCAUCGGCGAUCCGCCCCUGUGCAGUCAGAGCUAUCAUCCUGAGUUCCUGAGACUCGUGCCGCCGAUUUAUCACGGCAUCAACGAGAUAGCCUGGUUCCACGUCACGGAGCCGACUCAGUUCACGAUCGAGUACGACACCAGUAUGUGCGUGUCGAACUGCGCCAGCGCCGAGGCACGUAAACUCAUGGGCAAAGCCUUCAAGAACGUAUUAACGCUGACGCAGCAGCAAUAUUUGAUCAGCGAAUUGGACAAGGAUCCGAAGCUCGUUUAUCACAUCGGACUCACGCCCCCCAAGUUACCGGACCUGGUUGAGAAUAAUCCUUUAAUCGCCAUUGAGGUUUUACUGAAGCUAAUGCAAUCCAGCCAGAUCACGGAAUACUUCAGUGUGCUGGUGAACAUGGAGAUGUCCCUACACUCCAUGGAGGUCGUCAACAGAUUGACCACCACGGUGGACCUGCCGACGGAAUUUGUACAUUUGUAUAUCAGCAAUUGUAUAUCCACUUGCGAGACCAUCAAGGACCGUUACAUGCAAAAUCGACUGGUACGACUUGUCUGUGUGUUUCUGCAGUCCUUGAUAAGGAACAAGAUCAUAAACGUGCAAGAAUUGUUUAUCGAGAUCCAAGCGUUCUGUGUUGAAUUCAGCCGCAUCAGGGAGGCAGCCGCAUUAUUUCGGCUCCUAAAGCAACUCGAGUCCGGUGAUACCGGUGGGCUUAACGCUCCACCUACGAGAAGUAGGACAGAUAUGUGUUAAAAUGCGCCUGUCUGGAGCAUUUAUGUAAAAAGGUAUAAUUAAUCGAUUAGGUAAUUGAAUUGAAUAAGAAACCAUGAUUUCUCUGAGUAUCCUAAAAUCGCAUUCUCUAUACACCUAAUUAGAUAAAACGGCACAUUGUAAGAUUAUGUUAUAUUAUUAAGUUUUUAUAAGCAGAAAAGUUUUCAAAUUGAUCAUGUAUUUAAAAAACAAUCUCGCGCAAAAAGACACGUUAUUCGACGUGUCUUUUUGCACGAGAUGGUUUAAAGAAAAUCUUGGAAAAAACAAAAAUUUAUAUUAUUUUAAUGUUGUAUGUAGGAGUGAAUAUAAGUUUGUUAUAAAUAUGUAGGUAUGCAUACAGGGUGAAUCACUAAAGGUGUUACAGGCUAUAUUGCUGAAACUGAACGAGAUGUGCAAUUCUUAUUUUUCAGACUAUUUGGCAUCGAAGCGGACGAGGAAAAUUAAUUUCAUCACGCAAUGCCCGCUUUGAUACCGAACAUCGACCAAACGUCGCUGGAAAAUAACAAUUGUACAUCUCGUUCAGUUUCAGCAAUAUUAGCCUGUGACUAUAGUGAUCCACCCUGUAUAUGAAGCAUUGAGAAUAUAAUAUAUUUACAUGAAAUACUUCUAAAUCUAGAAUUUGACAUACGAUGUUUUUCUAUAUCGGUGACAUUCCAUAAGACGUUCUAUCGUGUAAUAAAAAAAUGCCUUGCAAUAUAUGUAAAUAACGAAUUUAUAAUUGUAAAAUUUUUAUACAUUUUUAUCUAUUGUACUCCAGACUUCAAGUAUAAAAGAAAUGAUUUACAAUAAUAAAUAUCGUAAGUAAUACAAUUUCGCUUCCUGUUCUACA
Temnothorax curvispinosus is the source of this 2635-nucleotide messenger RNA. RefSeq names its product CCR4-NOT transcription complex subunit 11-like. Gene Ontology annotation, cellular component: CCR4-NOT complex. The transcript has a single exon. Gene Ontology annotation, biological process: negative regulation of translation; mRNA catabolic process. NCBI's taxonomy places the organism in Eukaryota, Metazoa, Arthropoda, Insecta, Hymenoptera, Formicidae. The coding region runs from base 421 to 1788 and encodes 455 amino acids. The record is from RefSeq and is a predicted model, not a curated record.